Aethalodelphis obliquidens (Pacific white-sided dolphin) is the source of this 484-nucleotide messenger RNA. It is a transcript of the gene NDUFS6, whose product is annotated as NADH:ubiquinone oxidoreductase subunit S6. The record is from RefSeq and is a predicted model, not a curated record. Gene Ontology annotation, cellular component: respiratory chain complex I. Gene Ontology annotation, biological process: mitochondrial electron transport, NADH to ubiquinone. The transcript is spliced from 4 exons. Lineage: Eukaryota; Metazoa; Chordata; Mammalia; Artiodactyla; Delphinidae. Bases 42 to 416 code for a protein of 124 amino acids.
CUCGGCGCGUCGGUGCGCGGGGUCGAAGGUCAGCCUGAAAGAUGGCGGCGGCGGUGACUUUCCUCAGGGUGCUGGGCCGGGGAGGGGCGGCGGCGCGGAGCCUGCCCGGGGCCGCCAGGUGCUUCGGGGUGCAGACUUCGCCGGCCGGGGAGAAGGUCACGCACACCGGCCAGGUUUAUGGCGAUAAAGACUACAGGAAAGUUCGAUUUGUAGGUCGUCAGAAAGAGGUGAAUGAGAACUUUGCCAUCGACCUGAUAGCAGAGCAGCCUGUGAGCGAAGUUGGGAGUCGAGUGAUAUCGUGUGACGGCGCGGGGGGGGCCCUGGGCCACCCCAAAGUGUACAUAAACCUGGACAAAGAAACGAAGACGGGGACGUGUGGCUACUGUGGCCUGCAGUUCCGGCAGUCCUGCCACUAGGGCCGCGUGGGCAGCUCGGUGGCACGGACUCUGUCUCUAGUGCCGAAUAAAGGUGUUGUUCUCUAGGA